This is a messenger RNA of Hemiscyllium ocellatum (epaulette shark), 4925 nucleotides long. RefSeq names its product vigilin-like. The coding region runs from base 204 to 4784 and encodes 1526 amino acids. The transcript is spliced from 30 exons. Gene Ontology annotation, molecular function: mRNA binding. Gene Ontology annotation, cellular component: cytoplasm; nucleus. The record is from RefSeq and is a predicted model, not a curated record. NCBI's taxonomy places the organism in Eukaryota, Metazoa, Chordata, Chondrichthyes, Orectolobiformes, Hemiscylliidae.
GGAGUGAUCCCCGGGAGGGGGGGGGGCGGAGCGGGAAGGCUCGCGCUCGAUGUCGGCUCCAGCUCGAGACGGCGGCGGCGCUCGGACCAAAGACAUAAAGUCACACUGAAGCGACACCGGUAGCCUUCUUCAGGACGGACUUAUCUGGCUUUAGACCAUUUUGCAGUGGAAUAUCGGAAUCUGUCUAAUCUGGGUUUGGAACCAUGAGCUCGGUUGCUGUGCUUACACCGGAGAGCUUUGCUGAGCAUCGCAGUGGCUUAGGAGACCAGGAGACCAGAGGUGGAGUACCUGAGGAUGAAGCUUACAUCCCCACUUACCUGGAGGCUUUCCCCCCUCUCCCUGAGAAGGGAACACCGGGGGACAAGUCUGGUGAACCCAUUGGAGCGUGGAGCAAAAUCCGACCAAUCAAAUCCUCAGUAAUCACCCAGGUGUUUCAUGUCCCUCUGGAGGAGCGCAGGUACAAGGACAACAGUCAGUUUGGCGAAGGUGAGGAGGCGAAGGUGUGCUUGGACAUCAUGCAGAAGACGGGAGCCCAUAUUGAGCUCUCUCUGGCCAAAGAUCAAGGCCUCUCCAUCAUGGUGACCGGCAAACUCGACUCUGUCAUGAAAGCAAGGAAGGAAAUCGUGGCUCGACUUCAGACCCAGGCUUCAGCUACUGUCACCAUCCCAAAAGAACACCAUCGGUUUGUCAUCGGCAAGAAUGGAGAGAAACUGCAGGAACUAGAAUUGAAGACGGCGACCAAAAUCAACAUCCCCCGCCCCGAUGACCCCAGCAACCAGAUUAAAAUUACAGGGACGAAGGAAGGCAUUGAGAAAUCUCGGCACGAGAUUCUGCUCAUCUCUGCAGAGCAGGACAAGCGGGCAGUGGAGAGGAUAAACCUGGAGAAGGUCUUCCAUCCGUUCAUUGCUGGGGCUUACAACAAAGUGGUCCAGGAAAUCAUGCAGGAGACCGGAGCUCGUAUCAACAUCCCGCCUCCCAGCAUCAACAAGGAUGAGAUCUUCAUCACUGGUGAGAAAGAGCCCGUGGCACAGGCAGGCACCCGAAUCAGGAAGAUCUAUGAAGAGAAGGAGAAGAUGGUGCUUAACAGGGGCAAGCAAGAGCACACGGGAGGAGGACAGUCACACCUUCACGUUUUAGCCGCUGUUGAUGAGACAGUUACAGAAAAGGGUAUUGCUGAGGCCUGUGACGACGCUGGAGAGAUCAAGGAUGAAGUUUCCCAGGAGCUGGAGCCAGAGGAGGAAGAUGCAGACGGCAAGAGAAGCAAAGAGACAUCGUUACCCAGUCCCUCUGUCACCGGCUCAAAGACUGACACAGCGCCCCUUUCGGAGGCUUUGCUCCAAGUAGCAUCUGAGUGUGGUGAGGUGCUGGCCACAAGUGGGCAAAAGGCAGGGCAGGAGGAGAGGGCAUUGUCGCACAGUAGCCCCGCCGCUGAGCAGUCGGACGAGGACUUUGAUGACCCAGGUUACAGGAGAAGGCUGAUGGACGCGCACAAUCAAAUGGCUGCUGCCCUGGAGAGCCUGCCCAACAGUCUGCGCCGAAUGGCCAGGAGCAUGGAGGACACCAGCUCCAACUUGGCCGAGAGUUUUACCCAGAGCCUGGAGAGAGUGGUCACCUCCGUGAGCACGCCCGCGGACCCCACUGUGUCGGAGCGUCUGAUGGCCGAUGUCACGGCUUCCAUCGCGGCCCAGGCGGCUUCCGUCAGAGGCCUGAGCGACGCGGUGGCUGCUCAGACCGCCGCCCUCCAAGCUCAGACGGCCGCCAUCGUGGCUCUGGACGCAACUGUUCGCAGGGGCUUCCAGGGUGUCACGGCAACCCAACAGUCUGUCGUCCAGCAGAUCAGGAGGAUUGCUGAGGCACCUCCAUGGAAACGGAAAACCACAACGAUAUCGGUCGAGGUGAAAAAAUCUCAGCAUAAGUACAUCAUAGGCCCGAAAGGUAACACCCUGCAGGAAAUACUGGACAUGACCGGGGUAUCCGUGGAAAUGCCGUCACUGGAGAGUAGUUCUGAGACCAUCAUUCUCCGGGGAGAGCCUGACAAACUUGGCCCAGCUCUGACUCAGGUCUACGCCAAGGCCAAGAGUGUGAUGGUGGCUGAAGUAACCGCGCCGGCCUGGUUACAUCGCUUUAUUAUUGGCAAGAAGGGACAAAACAUUGGCCGUAUAACCCAGCAACUGCCCAAGGUUCACAUUGAGUUCACUGAUGGUGAUGAGAAGAUCACAUUGGAGGGUCCAACAGAGGAAGUGGAGAUUGCUCAAACUCAGAUCCAAGACAUCAUCAAUGAUCUGCUGACGCGCAUGGACUACACAGAGAUCACGGUCGAGCAGAAAUACCACCGUCAUCUAAUAGGAAAGAAUGGAGCGAAUAUUAAUCGGAUCAAGGAACAGUACAAAGUGUCAGUGCGCAUCCCGCCAGAUAAUGAGAAGAGCAAUCUGAUUCGGAUCGAAGGAGAGCCGCAGGGGGUGCAACUGGCCAAGAAGGAGCUACUGGAGAUGGCGGUCAGGAUGGAGAACGAACGGACCAAGGACUUGAUCAUUGAGCAGCGUUUACACCGAUCCAUCAUCGGCCAGAAGGGAGAGAAGAUCAAGGAAGUUCGCGACAAAUUCCCUGAGGUAAUCAUCAACUUCCCGGAUCCUGUGCAGAAAAGUGACAUUGUCCAGCUGCGCGGCCCCAAGAACGAGGUGGAGAAAUGUGGGAAGUUCCUGCAGAAAGUCAUCGCUGACUUGAUUGAGAACAGCUACUCAGUCUCCAUCCCCAUCUUCAAGCAGUUCCAUAAGAACAUAAUCGGCAAAGGAGGAGCCAACAUCAAAAAGAUCCGUGAAGAAACAAACACCAAGAUCGACCUCCCAACAGAGAAUAGCAACUCCGAAGUGAUCCUCAUCACAGGGAAGAAAGUGAAUUGUGAAGCCGCCCGGGAUCGGAUCCUGGCCAUUCAGCGCGAGCUGGCGAAUAUCAAAGAGGUGGAUGUUUUGAUCCCUGCCAAACUGCACAACUCUCUGAUUGGUGCUAAGGGGCGUCUGGUCCGGUCACUCAUGGAGGAAUGUGGAGGGGUGCACAUCCAUUUCCCUUCUGAAGGCUCAGGCAGCGACAAAGUCACCAUCAGGGGUCCUGUCGAGGAAGUGGAGAAAGCGAGGAAACAGCUGCUUCAGCUGGCUGAGGAGAAGCAAAUCAACAACUGCACUGUAGAGCUACACGCCAAACCGGAAUACCACAAAUUUCUCAUCGGGAGGGGCGGCGGUAACAUCCGCAGGGUGCGAGACCGCACGGGAGCCCGCAUCAUCUUCCCCGCAGCAGACGAUAGGGACCAAGAGCUCAUCACCAUCGUCGGAAAAGAAGAAGCAAUAAAGCAGGCACAUAAAGAAUUGGAGAUUCUUAUUAAGAACCUGGACAACGUGAUUGAAGACUUGAUGAUCGUGGACCCCAAAUAUCACCGGCACUUCGUGGCACGCAGGGGGCAAGUGCUGCGCGAGAUCGCAGAGGAGUACGGAGGUGUGACAGUCAGCUUCCCGCGCACAGGGGUCCAGAGUGACCGGGUGGUGCUGAAAGGGGCGAAGGACUGUGUGGAGGCAGCUAAACGGAGAAUCCAGGAAAUCAUCGGAGACCUGGAAGCCCAGGUGACCCUGGAGUGCGUGAUCCCUCAGCGGUUUCAUCGAGCGGUCAUGGGACUAAAGGGCUCCAAGGUGCAGCAGAUCACCAGGGACUAUGACGUGCAGAUCAAAUUUCCUGAGCGGGAUGAGAAUCAAGGUCUGGAUCUACACCCUCAGGAAAAUGGCGACUUGAACUCUGACCUCAGGGAGACGGAGCACGUUCCCAGGAAGUGCGAUGUCAUCGUCAUCUCGGGCCGGAAGGAGAAGUGUGAGGGGGCUCACGAGGCGCUGCUGGCCCUUGUUCCGGUUACCGUCGAUGUGGAGGUUCCAUUUGAUCUACAUCGGUACAUCAUCGGGCAAAAAGGUAGUGGCAUUCGCAAAAUGAUGGAGGAGUAUGAGGUGAACAUCGCGGUGCCCCCUCCAGAGCACCAGUCCGACGUUAUCAAAAUCACCGGCUUGGCAGUGAACCUGGAGCGGGCGCGAGCCGGGAUCCUGGAGCGGGUCAGAGAGCUGCAGGCGGAGCAAGAGGACAGGGCUUUGCGGGGCUUCAAGUUGGUCAUGUCGGUCGAUCCCAAGUACCACCCAAAGAUUAUCGGAAGGAAAGGAGCUGUCAUUUCGCAGAUUCGGAAGGACCAUGAUGUUAAUAUUCAGUUUCCUGAUAAGGGGGACGAAAAUCAGGAUAUGAUCUCCAUCACGGGCUACGAGAGGAACACCGAAUCUGCCAAGGAUGCCAUCAUGAAGAUUGUGGCUGAUCUGGAAGAGAUGGUCAGCGAGGACAUCAAUCUGGACCACAGGGUUCAUGCCCGCAUCAUUGGGGGCAGGGGAAAGGCCAUCCGCAAGAUCAUGGAGGAAUUCAAGGUCGACAUCCGGUUCCCACCGCCUGGCUCCGACGACCCAAACCGGGUGACAGUAACCGGGCUCCCCGAGCACGUUGACAAUGCCAUCGAUCAUCUGCUCAACCUAGAGGAAGAAUACAUGAUGGCGAUCGUGGAGUCGGAGACGAUGGCGGCGUACAUGAAGCCCCCGUCCCGGGUGGAGGAAGAACCCCGAGGCUCGACGAGAGGCUUUGUGGUGAGAGACGCUCCGUGGAACGUCCCCGGCAACAAGGCCCCAGAUGUGAGCAGCGCAGAGGAUUUCCCCAUGUUUGGAACUGUGGUCACCCCAAGACAGGCGUCCGCCUGGGGCCCGAAGAAAUUCUAGGGCCUUGAGCAGUCGGUAACUUUUGAGAAAAGCUUCUUGUCCUGUUAGAGGAAAAAAAAAGAUUUUUUUUUGUGAAUCUCAGUGUUCUUUUUCUGAAGCUUUGACUUGUCACAGUUUUCUAUAAAAAAAAAUUGAAAUGUC